Lolium perenne is the source of this 1140-nucleotide messenger RNA. Its product is annotated as F-box protein At5g03100-like. The record is from RefSeq and is a predicted model, not a curated record. Lineage: Eukaryota; Viridiplantae; Streptophyta; Magnoliopsida; Poales; Poaceae. Gene Ontology annotation, molecular function: protein binding.
AUGGAGAAGGCGGCGGCUGCAAGGAAGCGUAGAUCCAAAGAGACCGCCGGCAAUAGAAAAAGGAAAGGGGCACGCGGUGGCAACAAUGACGGCGUUGGGGAGGCAGAGGAUCACAUCAGCAACCUCCCCGAUGUCAUCCUAUACAUCAUCAUCUCCCUCCUCCCCACCAAGUAUGGCGCCCGCACACAAGCCCUCUCUAGCCGGUGGCGCCACCUCUGGCACUCCGCGCCUCUCAACCUCGAGGCUGAUGGUACCCUGUGUGGAUAUGUUCGCAAGCGUGUCCCCAUCGUCUCCAAGAUCCUCUCUAACCACACAGGUCCCUGCCGUCGCUUCUACUUCCCUUGCAUAUACGUGAAUUACAAUAGCGUAGAUAGCCAGCUCGAUGAGAUUGAUAACUGGUUCCAAUCUCGAGCACUUGAUAAACUCCAAGAGCUCGAUAUCGAAUACGCGCGUCGUUGGUGGAAUCCUCCUGAUAUGAGUUUCCCCUUGCCGGCAUCUGUGCUACGAUUUGCACCCACCCUCGUCGUGGUCAGAAUCGGCGGGUGCAAUUUUCCCAGUCAUAUCACAACAUCAGUGAUUUUCCCCCUCCUCAAGCAGCUCACCCUAGAAUAUGUUUCAAUCUCAAAGGAUGAAAUGACCCCAAUCAGCAUGACAAACCCGAUAUGCACUGUGAAAGUUUUGGCUCUUAACUCAUUUGAACCUCAGUUGGAUGCACUUCUAGACGUCCUUUGGUGCUUCCCCUGCUUGGAAAGGCUCUAUGUCAAUUUAUGCCAACACUCAACGAUGGAUAUGGAAAACAUGCUUCAGUGUGACACACUAGGUCCAAUAGAAAGCCUCGAGACCCAUCUAAAAAGAGUUGUAUUUGAGAAUUAUGAAGGCAAUGACCAAGAUGUUGAUUUUGCCAAAUAUUUCAUUUUGAAUGCAAAAGUGCUAAAGGAGAUCAAAAUUGCAGGCCCUAAGAGCCACCAUACAGAAUGGGUGGCUGAUCAACACAUACUACUGCAAGUGGAAGAUAGAGCUUCUAGAGACCUUGAAUUUGAGUUCAUGAGCGAGUGUAAAAAUUUCGGUUACAACAAGCAUAUCCAUGAUUUCAUCGAUGAUCCAUUUGACUGCUCAUGUUGUAGACGUGAGCUGGAUUGA